This is a messenger RNA of Hypanus sabinus (Atlantic stingray), 3077 nucleotides long. It is a transcript of the gene galnt14, whose product is annotated as UDP-N-acetyl-alpha-D-galactosamine:polypeptide N-acetylgalactosaminyltransferase 14 (GalNAc-T14). Gene Ontology annotation, cellular component: Golgi apparatus. The coding region runs from base 70 to 1725 and encodes 551 amino acids. The record is from RefSeq and is a predicted model, not a curated record. Lineage: Eukaryota; Metazoa; Chordata; Chondrichthyes; Myliobatiformes; Dasyatidae. The transcript has 15 exons.
CCGGCAUGUCAUUGAGGCUCGGAGUGGGGAGAGCAGAGCGGACCGGCUGAAGAUUCGGGCCGCUUCACGAUGCGGCGGCUCCGCAGAGCCGAGUUGUUGCUGCUCACCGCCGCCGUCGGGCUCGCCACGCUCCUGUACUGCCUACAGCCCCAGCUGCGGCGCCGGCUGUGGGGAGCCGAGCGGGGAGAGUCCGGGGCAGCCGAUCUCCAGGAGGGGGACUUCCUGGAGGACUCUGAGGAAGAGUUUGGGACCUUCGAUGAGAGGACAUACCUGGAGGCCAAACGCUGGAAGCCUGGUGAAGACCCUUACAAACUGUAUGCCUUCAACCAUCGAGAGAGCGGCCGGGUGCCCAGCAGCAGGGCGAUCAGGGACUCCAGGCACUACAGGUGCUCCAUGCAGCAGUACAGUGCAGAGCUGCCCUCCACAAGUGUCAUCAUCACUUUCCACAACGAGGAGAGGGCCGCACUCCUCAGGACUGUCCGCAGUGUGCUGAACCGGACUCCUGCAUAUCUCAUCCAGGAGAUCAUUCUAGUCGAUGACUUCAGUGAGGAUGAGGCGGACUGCCAGCUGCUGACCAGACUGCCCAAGGUGAAGUGUGUGAGGAACCAACGCCGGGAAGGACUGAUCCGGUCCCGGGUUCGUGGGGCGGAUGCGGCUAAGGCAGAGGUGCUGACCUUUCUGGACAGUCACUGUGAGGUGAACAAGGACUGGCUGCUACCCCUCCUACAGAGAACCAAAGAGGACCCCACCUGUGUGCCCAGCCCCGUCAUAGACAUCAUCAAUAUGGACACCUUCGCUUAUGUGGCAGCUUCGUCUGACCUGCGGGGAGGGUUCGACUGGAAUCUGAGCUUCAAGUGGGAGCAGCUGAGCCCAGAGCUCAGGGCACAGAGAGCAGACCCCAUUGCUCCCAUCCGGACUCCCAUCAUCGCCGGAGGUCUCUUUGUCAUCAACAAGGCCUGGUUCAACCACCUAGGGAAGUACGACACUGUCAUGGACAUCUGGGGCGGAGAGAACUUUGAGAUCUCCUUCAGGGUGUGGAUGUGUGGGGGCUCGCUUGAGAUUAUCCCCUGCAGCCGAGUGGGACAUGUUUUCCGCAAGAGGCACCCCUACGUCUUUCCAGAUGGAAAUGCCAACACUUACAUCAAGAACACUAGGCGGACGGUCGAGGUUUGGAUGGAUGAGUUCAAGCGCUUCUACUAUGCUGCCCGGCCAUCAGCCAAGGGAAAACCCUAUGGAGAUGUGCAGGCCCGACUACAGCUGAGGAAGGAACUGAAAUGUAAAUCAUUCGGGUGGUACUUGGAGAACAUCUACCCAGAACUCAGGAUUCCUGUUGAAGAAGAUUCCCUCCCAGCUGUUAUCCGGCAGAGACAGGAAUGUGUGGGGACGGUCAGAGCAGUGGAUGGGUACCAGCUGACCGUCACACUUCAGCCCUGCAGCCGGACAGUCAGCCAGGAGUGGACUUUCAGUCACAAGCAGCACAUCAUCCAGCGACAGCUUUGUCUCUCCGUGGCCUCCAUGUUCCCAGCAUCGCAGGUCAUUCUCGCAACGUGCAGUGACGAGGACACAAAGCAGCGAUGGCAGAAGACUGGCUCUCGGAUCGAGCACCAGCUGUCUCAUUACUGCCUCGACAGUGAGGUGCUGGGAGGUGCUGAGGACAGCCCGAGGGUCCUGGUCAUCAACCCCUGCGAGGCGGCAGUGCUCAGUCAGCGCUGGGUGGUGGCGUAGAGCCAUGGGCGGGGCAUUUGUGAGCAGCGCUCAGUGAACAUCAGCAUUGGCCUCUGGGGGCAGGAGAUGCAGUGAGGUUCAAACAUGGCCCCCACCCCGUCCCUGGAUUAAAUCUGGAAGGAGGCAGACUACGGACACGGUUGGAGCGAGAACUCAACCCGGACAGUUUGGGAAAAGACUGGAACUCAGCCACGUCAGUUCCUCACAGUUUCCUCUGUAAAAUGGACCUCAGUUUACCACCCGUCUUCUCUGCUCCUGAGAGGGUGGGGUGAGGCCUGCCCUUGACUGUCGCAGAUGUAGCGAAGGUGACCCCCGGGGCAGCUGGGGUGCACACCGAGUAACGAUGGAAGUCUGAGGAGACUGGUGUAAGACUUGCAGAGGAAGUGUGGGGCUGAGAGAGCUGUUGAUGACGAUGCUUCCAUCUCCAGUGGGUUCAGGCGCGGGGUGGGUCUGUUUCGAGAGGUACUGCCAAACACCCAGAGCAUGCUGUUCAUCCGCAGUUUUGGGAGAAAUAUCACAACAAACACGCGAUGGUUUCAGACCAUUCGGAAUGAAGGGGAUCAUCACUCACUCCAAGGGACUGGGCGAUGGGGACUGAAAAAUUGGGGUAAAUGCCAAGAGUGCAGGAAACUCCAGGAGGUGUCUGUGGGAAAAGAAAGAAUCAGCACUUCAAGUAGCAGUCCUUCACAGGAUCCUACAUCUCAGAUUUCCUGGAGAUGGGAGAGUGGCACCGGGAGCCAAGCUGAGGUAGUGACUGACCAGGGAGAGACAGGGUUCUGGGAGACCAGGGCUCCAGGAGCCAAGCUGAGGUAGUGACUGACCAGGGAGAGACAGGGUACAGGGAGACCAGGGCUCCAGGGGACAGGAGCCUUAGAAACAGACAAUCCUGUAUAUUGGAGAAGGGAGGACAUUUGGCGGCCAGUACUGGGAGAGGUGUGGACAUUGGGAGAGGGAUACUGGGGGACCAAUAUUGGGAGAGAUAUAGACAGUGGGGGAACGGAUUCAAAGAGGGACAGACAUUGGAUUACGAACACUCUAUGAGAAGGAUGGAUACUGGGGGAUGAACUCUGAGGUUGGGGUUGCUGGGUGACAGGACAUGGGGUCGGUAUUGGAUGGAGACAGUGGGGGAUGGGCAAGCCUGGCCAUGGUGUCCUGCUGCCUGAUCCGGGGCAAACGGAAGUGUGAGGGGCAGUGGUGUGGGUCGUCGGAACCGAUUGCAGACUGGAUAUACCCUGUCUCUGGUGACAGUAAACUGCGAUGUGACCCCCACCCUCUGUGUCUGCGUCUCUUCUUCAACUCCUCUCCUCUGACACCACCAGGAUAGAUCCACACCCCCCCUCUCCACCAGGAGG